Molecule: messenger RNA, 435 nt
Organism: Postia placenta MAD-698-R-SB12
Lineage: Eukaryota; Fungi; Basidiomycota; Agaricomycetes; Polyporales; Adustoporiaceae
Exons: 4
Coding region: 1-435 (144 amino acids)
Biological process (GO): translation
Cellular component (GO): mitochondrial large ribosomal subunit; ribosome
Molecular function (GO): structural constituent of ribosome
Source: RefSeq, a predicted model, not a curated record
AUGUCGCUUGGACCUUUGUGGCGAUGUUUCAAGACCAAUCAGAGUCCUUUUAAGACUGGUGGGUCCGUCCGUACCGCGACAAAGCGUGCAGGAGGUACCGUCUCGAACCAUGGCGGCUCUCCAGGAAAGCGGUUAGGCGUCAAGAAAUUCUCAGAUGAGUAUGUUGUGCCCGGCAAUAUCCUGGUGCGCCAGCGGGGCACGCAGUUUCACCCUGGCCAGCACGUGGGAAUGGGACGUGACCACACGCUCUUCGCGCUAGUUCCGGGGUACGUUCGCUUCUACAAGGUGCCUCGCCUGCGCGGCGACCGUAAGUAUAUUGGCAUCGCGCUGAAGAAGGGCGAAAAGCUCCCGCGGGACGAGACCUCCGAGGGUCGUAGUCGCUACUUCGGCUUUGUAAACCUGCAAGCGUCCUCCGACCAAGAACAGACAGCUUGA